Molecule: messenger RNA, 942 nt
Organism: Talaromyces amestolkiae
Lineage: Eukaryota; Fungi; Ascomycota; Eurotiomycetes; Eurotiales; Trichocomaceae
Exons: 3
Coding region: 1-942 (313 amino acids)
Source: RefSeq, a predicted model, not a curated record
AUGAAAACCAAAGCUCACCCAGCAACCGUUCAUGGGCUCGACCAGAAAGCCCACCCUACUCUUCACAGCACAAAAUCGGCGAAUCGAAUCUCAAAAGCAACGAACUCUAAUUCCCCAAUGUCACAGAGGACAAGGACGCCGUACGCCUUCCAAUUUGAGCGACAAACGCCGACUGCAGUCAUCUAUGGAGAAUGUAGCCACAGCUUGCCAGUUGAUGAAAUGGCGAAGAUAUACCAGACUUAUGGAUGGAAUGUUCCAAUGACAAUAUACACUCGCAGCCAAGAUCGGAGCCGGGAGAGAAACGAGGUUCCGGGAUGUAAAUUCCGGAAAUUUUUUGGCACAGACGAAGGCGAAGCCAUAGAGUCCCUUCAACAGAAACAGUUCGUCGGACUGACGGUCUUCAUGCGGGAAGAUGACAAGGAAAAACUCGAUCCUAAGAUCUAUGUGGAGCAAUCAAUUAUCCAAGAUGGGAAAGAAAAAUUGAUAGUGCACGAACUGAACUUUCGGGGUUUAGUUCAGACUGGAAUUGAGUACAUGUUUCGGGGUCUUGGUGAUGAGCACCCUGAAUUCGGAAAAGGAGAUCUUAGGGUUCGGUUUCUGUCUGUAAACAAUGAAAGUUUCGAGACUUACACCAGCGGCGCUGGCUACUACGGCUAUGACCAGACGGUGUAUGCAAUUACAAACCGAAAGAUGCUUGAUCGUGGCCAGGCCAUCUCAACAAAGCAAUCUAGCUGGGGAAAUGAAUUGCAUCAAUAUAGUGUUGCUUUUGACCCGGCAGAUCUUCGGAUCUUACUGGAUACGAAGCAGAAGACAGAAAUGAAAAAGAAGCAGGGAGCAUCAGGUGAAUUGGAAUUACUUAAGCUUUGUAUACAUAAGGUCUUCCCGAGUGAAGAUGGGACAAAGGUCGGCGAUCUGAAUGUGCGAGUUGUUUAUAAGCCUUGA